UUCCGAGCCUGUGAUGAUAUUUGUGUCAAUUUCUAUGGUAGUUAUGAAUGUCGAUGUUUUAAUGGUUACUCCCUGAAUUCUAAUAAGAGGUCUUGUGACGAUAUCAAUGAAUGUACGGUAUAUGGACCUUGUGAUCACAUUUGUCGGAAUACUCCUGGUAGUUAUAAUUGUCAAUGUAAAACUGGCUAUACCCUGGAUUCUAAUGGUAAAACUUGUUCA
Messenger RNA from Lottia gigantea (owl limpet), 219 nucleotides. RefSeq lists its product as hypothetical. Gene Ontology annotation, molecular function: calcium ion binding. The transcript has 2 exons. The annotation marks the transcript as partial. The record is from RefSeq and is a predicted model, not a curated record. Lineage: Eukaryota; Metazoa; Mollusca; Gastropoda; Lottiidae.